AUGAGAAUACUUUUAUUUCUAAUUUUCAUUACUAGUGUCUAUUCAAAUACUUUUGAUCCGGCAGAUGUCUUUGAGAAUGCGUUAUUGACAUACGUUAACAAAAGUGUGUGCCCCUGUGAGAAUUUCUAUAGGCAUGCAUGCUCGUUUGAUAGCCCACGCAAUUUAAUGGCAACUGCACUCAAAAACUUGACUUAUGAACUCAGACAAAAGCAAGCAGACUUGUUCUGGAAUCAUAUCACGCUUGUUUCCGACUACAAUCAGAAAUGGGCGCCGCAAAAAGAUCUGAUCGAUAGUCAUGCUGCAAUGGUUGAAUUUUUCGUUACUUUUAUAUAUGAUCUCUCGGUUUCACAGGAUUCAGUGUUGGACACGAAAUUGGUCAUUCAUUUUUUGCUAACCACAGUGGUACGGACAUCCUUCCGUAUUUCUCAGAAAAUGUAGAAAAAUGUGUGCAAAAUCAAUUUAAUUCCACAUGCAACGAAUAUAAAGAAGAAUCAUGUGUGACAAGGAACGAGAUGCUAGAUGACAACGGAGCAGAUAUUUUCGGUCUACAACUUGCAUAUAAACUGAUGGAAAAAUAUUUGUCUGGAAGACUAGAGGAAAGAAUUGAGCGCCUUAAUGUAACCCAGGAGCAGUUGUUUUUCUAUUCAUUUGCUAAUCAGUUUUGUUCCGGGAGUUUAUCAAAAGUUUUCAUAGAGGAAGAGGGAGACUAUGAUCCCCAUUCAGUAAACAAUGUAAGAGUAAAUGCUGUUGCGCAACACCCAGGGUUCCGAAAAGCCUUCAAUUGUCCCGAUAAUUCAAGAAUGAUGAAAUCAGCAACGGAACAGUGCAUUAUUUAUGGAGAAAAUGCACCGGAAACAAGAAAAAGGAAGAAAUUUCAAGAUAAUCUCAGAAAAUAAAUGAACUGUUAUCUGAAGAAGCAUUAAUAUUUAUUAUUGCAAUGAAAACCUUUAU
Caenorhabditis elegans is the source of this 951-nucleotide messenger RNA. It is a transcript of the gene nep-15, whose product is annotated as Peptidase_M13_N domain-containing protein. The coding region runs from base 1 to 438 and encodes 145 amino acids. The record is from RefSeq and is marked reviewed. Gene Ontology annotation, molecular function: metalloendopeptidase activity; metallopeptidase activity. The transcript has 6 exons. Lineage: Eukaryota; Metazoa; Nematoda; Chromadorea; Rhabditida; Rhabditidae. Gene Ontology annotation, biological process: proteolysis.